AGCUCUUUGUCUGCGGCCCCCGGGAGAGCUGCGAGCCGCCGUGCGCAAACCCCACCUCUUCCUCCGGGCAACAGCCUCCUGCCGCCAGGUCCUCCUGCCGCCGCCUCCUGCAGGUGCAACCCAGCCGGGGAUCGGCGGGCCGGAUCCCCCCACCCGCGCCGCGACAGUCGGCUGGCAGUAGAGUGUUGACCCUUCGAAAAAGAACAUAUAUGCUGCAGUGCUUGGAUGCUUCAAGACCCUUGUCUCCCCCAAACGGCUCACAUCAGUAAGGAGAGGCAGGCCCUGCCAGCAGGAUUAAAGAAUAAAAAGACAAGUCACACAAGGAAAGGCAUGGAUGGGAAGAAAUGCAGCGUAUGGAUGUUCUUACCUCUUGUACUGACAGUGUUUACCUCAGCAGGACUAUGGAUUGUAUAUUUUAUAGCUGUAGAGGACAACAAAAUUUUCCCGCUAAAUGUGAAAGAAAGGAAACCAGGUCCCCUGAAGCCGCCUUAUAUAAGCAUUGCAGGUGAUGCCCCCCCUGCAAGCUGUGUGUUUAGCCAAGUCAUGAACAUGGCAGCAUUUCUAGCCCUCGUGGUGGCUGUCCUUCGCUUUAUUCAGCUGAAGCCAAAGGUCCUGAACCCCUGGCUCAAUGUGAGCGGCCUGGUGGCGUUAUGCUUGGCCUCCUUCGGAAUGACCCUCCUUGGCAACUUCCAGCUUUCCAAUGAUGAAGAAAUACAUAAUGUUGGCACAUCCCUGACCUUUGGGUUUGGCACCCUGGCCUGCUGGAUUCAGUCUGCGCUAACGCUCAAAACAAACUUGAAGAAUGAAGGAAGAAAAGCGGGAAUCCCACGGGUCAUCUUGUCCGCAGCAAUAACUCUCUGUGUAGUCCUUUAUUUCAUCCUGAUGGGACAGAAGUUCCACAUCCAUGCAUCACGGAUACAGUGGGGCAUGGUGAUGUGCUUCCUCUGCUACUUUGGCACCUUCGCAGUGGAGUUCAGGCACUACCGGUUUGAGAUCAUUUGCUCAGAGUACCAGGAGAACUUCCUCAGCUUUUCUGAAAGCCUGUCCGAAGCAUCCGAGUACCAAACGGAUCAGGUGUGACCCAGCCUCUCCUUCCCUUUCCUCACGGCACUGGGCGCGUGCUGUCACAUGACUCGACUCACAGCUCCAUUUCCAACUUCUUUUGGUUUUAAAACACCUUUCCCCCCAUGUCUGUAGUCACUGGCAAGUUUUUUUUUUCUGGCAGAGUUUCUAAGCCUUUGAGGGUUGCCUACCAUGCUGAAAUUUAGCAAGGGAAACUUUUGUGGGUUUUGCUGACCAGGUGUGGCAGGAAGUGGUUCACCUGCUACAUUCUCUCCCGCCCCCCGCCCCCCGCCCCCCAACUAGACAACUCUUAAAAGCCACAGCAAUUCUGCCCAGAAAGAAGAAAAGAGACAGGCCGAUUUCAGAGGCAUAGCUGCCUUUUAGCACAUCUGAGCCUCACAAUCUAGGGGUGUUGGUGGUGUUGGGGGGUUGCUCUUCCUGCUUUACUAAGGUGCCUAGGACCAGUGAGAGCCACCUUCCGGAUUGGCCUUUGGCACCUGCUUUCCCAAAAGAUCCUUCCCAAGCGCUUGUUUGAACACCCAAUGCCUUUAGAAGCUUUAGAGGUGGACAGCAACAAGUUUCUCUUUUACCCUGUUGCCACACUGUACCUGUUGAAUUCCUUCCUCUUCAAGGCAUAGAACCUCCAUCCCUGUUGGGCAGCUCAAGAAAUAUGGACCACGGUCCUGAAAGGAACGGUCUUCCCCCCCAUCUGAACAGGGAUUUCCCUGACUUGGGAACAAACACCACUGCUGUAAAAAGUCAACAUUUCAUUACUGUUAGAGAUGGCUGACACAUCAUUUGUACAUUGCAAAGUAUACAUUUAUUUAGCGCUUCCGUCACACUGCCUGCUAUUUCUAAGACUGUCUUUUUCGACCAGCCAAUGGGAAUCACUGAGUGGCAUCAGUAUCUUGAGUAUGAGCCCAUGGGAUACAGACUGGUAGUGACUGGAGAUGUCUGCCUACCUGCUUAGGUGGAUGAUCCACUGACCGCUCGAGCAUCUGAUGUGCUUCCAUUGGCUUCAGUAGAGCUAAACAUCAGCAGGUGGCUUGAGUGGAAGGAACAAUAAUCUCAGAGCCAAGCUACAAGUGACACAUGACACAGGUUGGACACUU
Molecule: messenger RNA, 2174 nt
Organism: Eublepharis macularius
Lineage: Eukaryota; Metazoa; Chordata; Lepidosauria; Squamata; Eublepharidae
Gene: TMEM150C
Product: transmembrane protein 150C
Exons: 10
Coding region: 226-1080 (284 amino acids)
Source: RefSeq, a predicted model, not a curated record